This is a messenger RNA of Acanthosepion pharaonis, 954 nucleotides long. The record is from the annotation of a GenBank genome assembly. Lineage: Eukaryota; Metazoa; Mollusca; Cephalopoda; Sepiida; Sepiidae.
AUGUUAUCCAUCGCACUCGAAUCAUAUCUAUCUAUCUAUCUAUCUAUCUAUCUCAAUUUAUUCCUAAUAUCCCUCCCCCUCACUCUCACUCUCACUCUCUGCUUUCACUUUAACUAUCUCUCUCUCUCUCUCUCUCUCUAUCUAUCUAUCUAUCUAUCUAUCUAUCUAUCUAUCUCUGCCAUGCCCUUCCUUAUAUAUCUAUCUCAGCCUGUUCAUAACUAUCACAGUUUAUUCCUUCUCUCUCUGACUCCCCCUUUCUUUCUAUCUCUAUUCAUAUCUAUCUCAAUUUAUUGGUUAUCUAUCUCUCCUUCUCUCUCUCUCUCUCUCUCUCUCUCUCUCUCUAUCUAUCUAUCUAUCUAUCAACUUUGGGUACUGGCUAAAGUCAGUGUCAGCCGAGAAAGAAGGAAAGGAGAUCAGAUGAAAGUCAAUGGCCGUGUGGCAGUGUGCAUCUUUUUGUUGAGGUGUGAAUGUUUGCAUUGUCACGGGACCGAGAUGUUAUCCAUCGCACUCGAUUCAUAUCUAUCUAUCUAUCUAUCUAUCUAUCUAUCUAUCUAUCUAUCUAACAACUGUUCGUAUCUAUCUAUCUAUCUAUCUAUCUAUCUAUCUAUGCCAUGCCCUUCUUUAUCUAUCUAUGUCAGCCUUUUCAUAACUAUCACUGUUUAUUCCUUCUCUCUCUAUCUCACUCCCUCUCUCUCUCUCUCUCUCUCUCUCUCUCUCUAUCUAUCUAUCUAUCUAUCUAUCUCUUUUGCUUCCUUAUCUAUAUAUCUACCUUUCUACUUUAGGCUUUCACUUUAUCUAUCUAUCUAUCUAUCUAUGCCAUGCCCUUCCUUAUCUAUCUAUCUCAGCCUCCAAAUAGUCUCGCAUAUAUCUCACUCCCUAUCUAUCUAUCUAUCUAUCUAUCUAUCUAUCUAUCUCAAUUUAUUCCUUAGCAAAUACGGCCAACCCUUCCGAUAA